AGACAGACAGCCACGUGACGAACGCGUCGCGUUGUCUUUGGAACGUUUCGUGCGGUUAAUUACUUAUUACCCAGCUAUCAUGGAUGAAGCUCUGAACCAGAAGCCAAUGAUAACGAACGGGGAAUCCGACUGGUCUAUAGAAAUCUAUGAAGGAAUAUACUUACCCAACAAAGACGCCGGCCUGAAGGAAGACAACAAACAACGAACUGCUCAAGAAGAGUCCGACGCGUGCCACAGGUUGAAUACUGCACGAACGCCACAUCCAUUUUUCCAAUCCUAUCGCACCCAGGCCGUUGGGCUGGUUCAAGGUGAAGCCGGCGUGCCACCCAGCAAAGAAUGUGAUGGGGAUUUCACCCAGUUUGACCAACGUGAUGCUCCCAAAGACACGGUCACGUCGGUGCACCCUGCCGCGGGGUUUUCCAUGGUAGCUACUGAGAGACCAAUAGACCGAAGCCGCCCCGAACCACCACCUCCACGCGCUUUCAAGUUGGCUAAGAAAGUGAACAUCAAUCGUGCCCAUUCGAAAAAGCGUGCGGUUCGGAUUCCCGAGAAGUCCCAUGAGUCUUCUCGGGCAGUCCAUCUUCCGAUCAGGAAGCCCAGCCAAACUUCCAGCGCUGUGGAGCUGGUUCUACCAUUUGCCGCACGAAAGCUGUCCUGUGACAAACCAUCUAACGAUGCGAAGAAUUCUACCACUCCGACAUACAGCUAUCUCGAUUACCGAAAUCCACCUGCCGCGGUCCUCUAUACGCAAUGCGAGGACGAAGCCAACGAUCUCGUACAGUCCCUCGAAAGUCCCUUGGGUUUCGAUAUGGAAUGGCGGGUUAUGUGGCAAGCGGGCGCCGCUGAGCGUAGGACAGCCUUGGUCCAAUUAUGUGACAACCAGACUAUUCUGCUUAUCCAUAUCAGCAAUAUGAAAAGGUUCCCGAGGAAAGUUCUGGAGGUAAUAGAGUGUCCAAACAUCGUGAAGACAGGUGCCAAUAUAAAGAAGGACGGUGAGAAACUCUAUCGCGACUUCGGCAUUCGCGCACGCGGUCUUGUAGAGCUGGGUGCCCUUGCUGCUAAGGCUGAUGAGAAGUUCAAAACUGUGUACAAGCGGGAGGUCGUCAGUCUUGCCAAGAUGGUCUCCGUAUAUCUCGGGAAGACCCUGGUGAAGAAUAGCGUGCGUACUUCGAACUGGGAAGCGAAACUUACCAGCGAAAUGGUAGACUAUGCCGCAAAUGACUGUCACUGUGCUGUCAUGGUCUAUAAUACACUCGUGGAGAAGGCAGCUAAGGAGGGGAAGCGCCUCGACGUUUCGGUGUAUUCAUGCGACAUCGACCCACGCACCGUCAAAUUGGGCGUAGAAUCCCGUGCCACUGCCUGGGAGACAAGUAGCAGCUCCAGCUCGUCUGUUACCGGGCCGCCUUCCUUUCGAGAUUACUGCAUACCUGAACCUGCUAGUCCACAGUUUCUGCGCGCUUACAAGAUGUGGUACGAGCAUAAGAUACCCCUUGAUAAGAUGUGUUUUGAACUAAAGACCGGCGGGCGAACUGAACCCCUGAAAACAAGCACGGUGAUAUCAUAUGUGGUAGGUGCACUGCAGGCAGAUGCGUCCUUAUCGUUUGAUUUGCGAGAGUUGCGCGAAUUGGUGCAGAUGGAGGUCGGCAGCUGGCAGCGGCAUCGUGCGUGGAUCCAUGAAAGAGAGAGGCGGACGUUCGCAACGUCGAAGAUCUAAAUACGUUUUUGUGUACGUUUUCAGCACUGACGGUGUAAUCUACGUAUCAAACGGAAACUACUUCCGUAUCAAUCG
This is a messenger RNA of Pisolithus orientalis, 1789 nucleotides long. RefSeq lists its product as uncharacterized. The transcript has 9 exons. The record is from RefSeq and is a predicted model, not a curated record. NCBI's taxonomy places the organism in Eukaryota, Fungi, Basidiomycota, Agaricomycetes, Boletales, Pisolithaceae. Gene Ontology annotation, molecular function: nucleic acid binding; 3'-5' exonuclease activity. Bases 80 to 1714 code for a protein of 544 amino acids. Gene Ontology annotation, biological process: nucleobase-containing compound metabolic process.